This is a messenger RNA of Olea europaea var. sylvestris, 457 nucleotides long. RefSeq names its product probable calcium-binding protein CML44. NCBI's taxonomy places the organism in Eukaryota, Viridiplantae, Streptophyta, Magnoliopsida, Lamiales, Oleaceae. The transcript is spliced from 2 exons. Bases 110 to 364 code for a protein of 84 amino acids. The record is from RefSeq and is a predicted model, not a curated record. Gene Ontology annotation, molecular function: calcium ion binding.
ACCAAAAACACGACACGACACAACACAACACAAACAUAAGAAAUUCGAUACGACAUGUUUUCUCUAAGUACCAGCCACUUGCAACGAAUUUUCAAUAAGCUCGACAAAAAUGGCGAUGGCAGGGGACGAUCAAGAUAGCUUAUUCGAGAACGAUCUGCGUAAAGCAUUCGAGAUUUUCGACUUGAACGGCGAUGGAUUGAUUUCAAGUGAGGAGCUUCAAAUUGCAUUGUCAAGAUUAGGGUUAUGGGAUAAGCAUUGCAACAGCCUGGACUCUAAAAUUAUUAUCAAUGUGUAUGAUACAAACUCCGACGGCUUUCUUGAUUUCGGGGAGUUCAAGAACAUGAUGCUGUUUGCACAAUCCUAGGAAGUGUUAUGAUUUUCUUUGCAGACUUAAUGAUGUAAAGUUUGUACAUAUAUAUUUAUCAGUGAAUAACAAUUAUAUCCAUUCAACUCUAGU